Messenger RNA from Nematostella vectensis (starlet sea anemone), 3694 nucleotides. RefSeq names its product cilia- and flagella-associated protein 70. NCBI's taxonomy places the organism in Eukaryota, Metazoa, Cnidaria, Anthozoa, Actiniaria, Edwardsiidae. Gene Ontology annotation, cellular component: extracellular exosome; motile cilium. Gene Ontology annotation, molecular function: protein binding. The coding region runs from base 145 to 3501 and encodes 1118 amino acids. Gene Ontology annotation, biological process: cilium movement; cilium assembly. The transcript is spliced from 31 exons. The record is from RefSeq and is a predicted model, not a curated record.
ACUUGCAAUGGACUCUCAAAAAAAACAAAAUGGCGGCUGAUUCCUAAGUCUUGUAAACGUUAGAAAGGUUUUUUUCAUCUGUAAGUAACGCGGCUUUUGGUCCGAAUUAAUACUAAUAUAUCCUUAGAUACAACAACAACGAAGAUGUCAAGCGAAGAAGAACAGCAGCCUAUCAGAGCGCCAGAGAAUGUCAUUGUGAAUGUGGUCCGCUGCAAAAAUCUGAGAGGGUCCAAGGGGGAUUCUAUAAACUCUCUCGUGCGUUUAGAGUUAGGGGGCACGUAUCUUGGUGAAUCACCUAAAGUUGAGGCUAACACAGAAACUUGCACAACUGAAUACAAUUAUAAUGCAACAUUUGAGUGUGCAUUCGAUGAUCCCUCAUCGCUUGAUACCAUUGCCCACAAGCCUAUUAUCAUCACAAUUAUUGAGGUUCUCCCAAAAGACAAGAAAGGGAAGGAAGAAAAGACAAAUGUCCUUGGACAGAGUUGCAUUGAUCUCCUUCCUCUCCUGCAAGGUGAAAGCAAAUUCAGCACUAUUCAACCAAUUCACAGUGUGUCACAAUCAACCACAACAACAGACUCCAGUAUGGAAAGUAUUUUGCCUGAGGUUGAAGUCCAAGUAUCAGUGGCACAGCCUUUGCUUAGUGAGCCUCAGCUUGCAGAAAGUAACUUGCUGAGUAUCCGAGUUGACAGUGCCUACUCUAUCCCAGAGGCAUGGCAGCCUGGACAGCCAUUCCUGUAUACCAUCAGUUUACCUGUUCCCCUCACAGCCACAAGAGAAAAUCCAGCAGUCCUACCCAGUGGAUUGCUAAGAACCCCUCAAGAAAAGGAGCCAACCAAUCAGCGUAAAUGGUGUGCUGUACCUAGUGCUUCUGGGACAUGUAUCUACAUACCAGACAGUGUGAUAGAGGAAAGACCUAUACCAGAGGAUGAGGAUGGUGAGCUCAGAGACAAAGAGGAUGUCACCUUCCGUACUGAGGCUAUGCAAGAGAAGAAUCGUGUCACUUGGAAUGCAGAAAGGAGAUGUUUUCUAAAUGCAGAAGCAGCAGAGAGCCUUCAAACCAAGAUAGCCCAGAACAGAGUUUGGCCAGUGGAAAUAAUGCGAACUCCAUUCCCCCAGGCCACCAAGGCUAGAGGGAAGCAAACAGCUGUUGAUGAAGAUGUAGCUGUGUCAUUCCAUGGUGUUGCAUAUGUGAAUAUGGCACCAUUGCUCUACCCAGGAGUUAACAGGAUCCAUGGUGCAUACCUUGUAAAACCCUUUGUAGAAAGUGAAGUGUUUGAUCGGACCAAGAGAAAGGGAAACCUUGCAGAGGAGGUGGCCAGACUAGCAAGCGGUAUGAGUAGAACUCUAGCAUCUGCCAUGGGACAGAAACCUGCUGCUCCAGCCAAGCAAGGCAAAACGGAUGCCAAGGCAAAGCCCUCCGGUGCAGUGCUCAAGCCUGAAGCAGGAUCAGAGAGUGAUUCAAAUGAAAUGAAAAACAUAGAAGGACAGCAAUACUUAGAGGCCAGGACAUUUGUAACAUUGGAAAUUGUCUUGUCUCAACCCCUCGUUCCAAAGAGACCACCUUCAUCAUUGGCCAGGAAAGUUGCUGAGUUAAUCCCACCUAGACCUGUGUUUGCAAGGAAGACAGGCGGUGCCAAAAAGGCUGUUGAAGACUAUCAUGGUCAAGUUGCUACUAUUGCAAACUCGCUACUCGAAGAGUUUAGGCAAAUGUUUGGAGGAGAUUUGAUGAAGGGUUCUUUGCCAGAAAACAAUGAAGCAAUAAACCAUAGGAGAAGAAAAUUUCUGUAUGAGCUGAAUACAUCUGGCAAGUACUUUGCCCUCAAAGAACAGCUUAAGCAUAGUGUGGUGAAGAUUGUGCGUGAGAAGUAUCUCAAAACCACUGCUUUCACCGACAAAGCUGAGCUGCAAGCAUUUCUCAGUGAACUGUAUGUGUUCCUUGUGGAUCAGAUGCAUCAGUGUGUGAACAAGUUUAUAUCGGCUGAAGAUGCACCAGAGGAGCCGCCACCGAUAGCUGACUCGAUCAUGCUAAAGCACUUUGCGCGGGAGGCUGAGGUGAAUCAAAACUACGAGCUGGCGGCCAAGUAUUACCAAGAGAGGCUCGCCCGAAGCAAGAAUGACCCGAGUCACUGGUUUGACUACGGAGCGUUUUGCCUGCUAAUUGGUGACAUUGCCAAGGCAGAGGAAUGCUUUAAGGAGACAAUCGCAUUGGAUCAGAAGCAUGUGUCAGGGCUGUUGAUGUUCGGCUGUGUUUCGCUCACCCUAGAGCGUUACGAAGUCGCCGAGACGUUUUUCGAGGCCGCAACCUGUGUGGAUCCUAAGAGUAUAAUCGCCUGGACUAUGCUAGGCCUUUACUAUGAUAGUAUUCAAAACGACAUCGGAGCUGAGCGAGCGUUUCUUGAGGCCAAUCGAGUAAAUAUUAGCCCGGUCCAUCCGCCUGAGGAGCCAAGCCCUGAUGAUCAACUGCCUACUGGCGGGGAUCAUCCGGAGACUGAGUUCGAAGCUCCUGCCUCGGACACGGCCCCGCCCCCAUCCGGGGAGAUACCCGAGGUCCAUGUUGAGGAAUCCUCUAACGGCACCCCUGCCGAAGGCGAGACAGAGCCCAAGCCAGCACACACUGCUGUCCCCAGUACCGCGGGCGCUCCUUCUGUCGAGUCGCAACAAGGCAAGCGUGCAUCGGUAUCAAAGCCUCAUACCCAGUCCUCGGCCAUCGCUCCGACCAAGACCCAGUCCCCUGCGCCGAGUGGCAGUGUUGCAUCACACGAAGAGACGAAACCCGAGCCCGCAAAACAGGUGGAGAGCAAGCCAGCAGUCAGGAUAUUCCUGAGGACAGCUGCUUUCUUAUUGGAGGUUAACGCACUGCAGAUGGCUGAAUCUGCGCUUGCGCACGAGCUUAUUGUGUCAAAUAAUGAACCAAACGCUGACUACUGCAUAGCGCUGGCUCGUCUUCGCAUCCAGCAGGGGAGGUACGAGGAUGGAGAGGAGCAGCUGAACCACGCCCUUACCCUGAGUCACCAGAACCCCGAUAUCUGGGCACUGAUUGGCCACUUGAAGUACUUGACGGGACGCACAGAGGAGGCUCAAGAGUGCUAUGAGAGGACCUUGUCGUACAUCACCGAAGCGUCAGAUAUGCACGCCAUCUACCUGCGCCUAGCCUCCAUAUACCUCGAAAAGGGACAAUUCCAGGAGGCCAAGUCGACGUUCCUGAAAGCAUGCAUGCGUUCCCCUUCUUGUGUGUCAUGGCUCGGUGUAGGAAUUGCUUGCUAUCGUCUUGGCGAGCUGAUGGAGGCGGAGGACGCCCUCUCAGAGGCAAAUAUUCUUAAUAACAAGGACCCCGAAGUCUGGGCUUACCUAUCCCUAGUUUGUCUCCAGACCGGUCGUCAGCUAGAAGCGGAGCAGUCCUACAAAUAUGGACUUAAGUUGAAUCUGAAGGACGAGGCACUUUUAAACGAACUGCAUGCUGUGCAGACCCAGGUCGGGUUUGGGAACCCUGUGGUUUGCUGAAAGGUCACCUCGCGAGGUCUCGUGUCAUUUACAUAUGUAGAUAUAUUGUAUACGUGGUCAAUUUAAAUGACUUCUUUGAGUAACAAAAAUAGUGUUUUAUAAAGAAGUUACCGCUGGUUUACUUUCUUAUAGAAUUAAAAAGAUAAAAAUUGUAUUUUAAAUUGUGUUAAUUAAAACAGGGUGGUGUUUAAAA